Condylura cristata (star-nosed mole) is the source of this 3760-nucleotide messenger RNA. It is a transcript of the gene GPT2, whose product is annotated as glutamic pyruvate transaminase (alanine aminotransferase) 2. Lineage: Eukaryota; Metazoa; Chordata; Mammalia; Eulipotyphla; Talpidae. Bases 56 to 1627 code for a protein of 523 amino acids. Gene Ontology annotation, molecular function: pyridoxal phosphate binding; L-alanine:2-oxoglutarate transaminase activity. The record is from RefSeq and is a predicted model, not a curated record. Gene Ontology annotation, biological process: biosynthetic process. The transcript has 12 exons.
GGCGCAGCAGGGGCCGCCGGCCGCCGCAGCACGGUUUCUCUGGGACAGGCGCGCGAUGUACCGGGCGGCGGCGGCGUGGGUCCGGCGGGGCAGCUGUCCCCGGGCCCCAGGCCCAUGGAGCCGCAGUCAGAGCAGCGCUGCUGCCGAGGCCUCCGCGGUGCUCAAGGUGCGGCCCGAGCGGAGCCCGCGCGGACGCAUCCUGACGCUGGAGUCCAUGAACCCGCAGGUGAAGGCGGUGGAGUACGCGGUGCGGGGGCCCAUCGUGCUCAAGGCAGGCGAGAUCGAGAUGGAGCUCCGGAGGGGUAUCAAAAAACCAUUCACUGAGGUCAUCCGUGCCAACAUUGGGGACGCGCAUGCCAUGGGGCAGCAGCCAAUCACCUUCCUCCGACAGGUGAUGGCACUCUGCACGUACCCAAACCUGUUGGACAGUCCCAGCUUCCCAGAAGAUGCUAAGAAGAGAGCACGGCGGAUCCUGCAGGCUUGUGGCGGGAACAGCCUGGGAGCUUACAGUGCUAGCCAGGGCGUCAACUGCAUCCGAGAGGACGUGGCUGCCUAUGUCACCAGGAGAGAUGGCGUGCCUGCAGACCCGGACAACAUUUACCUGACCACUGGAGCCAGCGACGGAAUUACGACAAUCCUGAAAAUCCUGGUUUCUGGGCGUGGCAAGUCGAGGACAGGGGUAAUGAUCCCCAUCCCGCAGUACCCCCUGUACUCAGCUGUCAUCUCUGAGCUCAACGCCAUCCAGGUGAACUAUUACCUGGACGAGGACAACUGCUGGGCUUUGAAUGUGAACGAGCUCCGGAGAGCAUUGCGGGAGGCCAAAGAGCACUGUGACCCCAAGGUGCUGUGUAUCAUCAACCCCGGAAACCCCACAGGUCAGGUGCAAAGCAGAAAGUGCAUAGAAGAUGUGAUUCACUUUGCUUGGGAAGAGAAGCUGUUUCUCCUAGCUGACGAGGUGUACCAGGAUAAUGUGUACUCUCCGGACUGUAGAUUCCACUCCUUUAAGAAGGUGCUUUCUGAGAUGGGUCCUGAGUACUCCAACAACGUGGAGCUCGCCUCCUUCCACUCCACCUCCAAGGGCUACAUGGGCGAGUGUGGCUACAGAGGAGGCUACAUGGAAGUGAUCAACCUGCACCCUGAGAUCAAGGGCCAGCUGGUGAAGCUGCUGUCGGUGCGCCUGUGCCCCCCGGUGUCUGGGCAGGCCGCCAUGGACAUCGUCGUGAACCCACCGGUGCCGGGAGAGGAGUCCUUCGAGCAGUUCAGCAGGGAGAAGGAGUCCGUCCUGGGGAACCUGGCUAAGAAAGCCAAGCUGACAGAAGAUCUCUUCAAUCAAGUCCCAGGAAUUCAGUGCAACCCCCUGCAGGGAGCCAUGUAUGCCUUUCCUCGGAUCUUCAUCCCCACCAAGGCUGUGGAGGCCGCUCAGGCCCACAAGAUGGCGCCUGACAUGUUCUACUGCAUGAAGCUCCUGGAGGAGACUGGCAUCUGCGUGGUGCCUGGCAGCGGCUUUGGGCAGAGGGAAGGCACCUACCACUUCAGGAUGACCAUUCUGCCUCCGGUGGAGAAGCUGAAGACGGUUCUCCAGAAGGUGAAGGAUUUUCAUAUAAAAUUCCUGGAGAAGUAUGCGUGAGGCCGCCUUAGGCCCAGAGGGAGACCGAGCCCUCGGCCUUCCUCCUGAUGCCCACCCAGGCCAGACUGGACUCACCUCCCCCAGCGACUCUGCCUCAGGCCUCACGGGGCCGCCAGUCACGUGGCUGUAUCCCACAGGACUUCCUUCUCUGUGCCUUCAUGUUGGGAGCACGUAGCAAAUGUGAAUUGGGGGUGUCUCAGAGCCCUGUGUUUUCUCCUUUUUUGAUGCAACCAAAGUAGAGGGGACUUGCUCAGCAUACCUGGCCAGCGUUCUCUGUUUCGUUGCUUUUAGAAAGUUCACGUGGGGGUUAAAAUAAUCAGGGUGUAUUGGGUGAGAUGCUGCAGGUCUGCAGAAAUAGGAUGUUGGGAAAUGUCUGACUUUACGACACUAAGGACUGGAAAUCCCAAACUCAUCACCGUGAUCUGUGAAAUAAAACCCUCAGCGUUGUGAGAAUCUAGUCCUUCAAACAGGAGAGCCUAGAAGCCCGUGGAGGCUCUGAGGGCCCCAGACGGGGCCGGCAUCCUGUCUCAGCCGGGAAUGGCGAGAGCAGCAGGUGGAGGUGGAUGGACGCCAGGCCAGCCUGUGGCAGGCUCUGGGUCCACGGCCAAGGUCAGACUGGCUCCGGCAGGGGAGGAGGGCUGAGAGCCAGACUCCGAGCUGAACUGGGAUUCCCCUUGGGAGCGUGCAGCUGGCGGUGAGGAGUCUACACCAGGGCCGUCAGGCGAAGGCUUCUCUGAGCGUGACUAGGCUGGGGCUCCCAUCUUGAGGUCUUCCUGGACUCAAGGAACCCUGGGUACAGCCCAGCAGUUUCCCAGUCACAGGAACAGACCCUGCUUGGUGGUGGUGGAUCCCUCGCCCCUUAGCCAGCACCCCUCUCUCCCAGGGCUGGAUGAGCUUUCCACACACUGCCCCCUGCUGGCGACAGCGAGGAUGAGGAGGCCCCCCUGGGGGUAAGGGUAUCCUCAAGGACCUGAACCCCAGUGUCUGAGUUAUUUCAAGCUGAAUUCGGCCCUUUUCCUAGCUUUUCACUGGUCUGUGGGCCCGGGGCCUGGGCUGCAGUGGAAGAGUAUGUGGGAUCCAGUGUGAAGUUGUUGUUUUCACGUAAUGGCGGGAGGAUCAUCCAUGAGCUGCAGCUUAGCCGGGUUAGCAAACCUGAGUGGGGCAGGCAGCGUCAGACAGUGGGCGCAACAGGAGGCGGCAGGGUGCAGCCGCCUCUUCCCCGCGGUCUCCCUCAUUGGCAGCUCGGGAAGCCAAGACCUGCUCAGGAGUCUAAGGACCCAGCAAGUCCUGAGAAAUUGGAAGCGGCUGAAGGAGUGAGCCUGGGAGCAGCCUCCUCCACGGUGAUGCCCUUGCGGGGCCCUGCAGCGGCUGAGCAGGGACGUGUAGGCUCCAGCCCUAAUGUUGCUGCCCUCUGAAGUAGCUGUAGUCUCAGAGAACAGGGGGAUCCUUCCUUUAGGAACUGAGGAAAUUGCACUUGUGCUUAGGUGACGACACAGGAGGAUGUGUCCCAGAGCUGCGAGAUUUUUGGUGGAAGGGGUAAACAGGAGAAGCUAGUAUAUUUUUGAUAUUUUUGUAACAAUUGCUUUUUUCAUGGCGGGAGGAGGGGCUAGUCUUUGUAGUCUUAACAAGUCUGGUCGUUUUUUUAUAAAUCUCUUCAGAUUAUAAAUAUUCCCUAAAACCUUUGCAAUGUUUACAUGAUUUUUUAAAAAGAUGCCGAAUAUACUUGGUUUGCUUUUAAAAUAAAUGAAUAAAAACAACAUAGUCAGCUGGUUUAGGAAGCUUAGCUUUAAGAGUUAACUUCAGGUAGGGACAGCUGGGGGAGAGAUUUGACUUUCUUCGGAUUCUAUUCUGAUGAUUUUAUUUGGGCACUGCCAGAGCAAGUCAGGUCAGGGUCAGACUUAAAUCCACACCUGGGAAGUUUUCUGUCCUGCAUCUGCAUGUGAGGGAUGCUCGGUCACCUCACUCCUCGAAGCCGGGCCGGUUGUUCCAAUCUGUGUGGAGUUGGCAGGGAGAGCGGGCAGGGCUGCUGGGCCCUGUUUCCCACUCACGAUUCUCAUAGGCAUCUCCUGACAAAGGUACUUACUGAUAGCUCUGCUGGAAAUUUCUAAACAAUAAAAUACAUGUCCAAACUGA